AUGUCAUGGUGUCCACCUGGUGCAUUUAUUGGAGAGUUCGAUUCCUUUGUGGGUCCAUCGAUUUCUUUUGCCUUUGAAUAUAACACUUUUAAGGAGGGCGUCGGAAUCAGCAACAAAGCCAGUAACAUUACCUAUGUUUCUUCAAAAGUGAUUUUGGGGGAAAAGAUAGCAAGCGGCGCAUUGCACCCCAACUAUUCCGAUUACAUGCGCUCUGUGGCAUCGCGGGUGCUAACCUCUAACGAAGACCACAAGGAAAACAUCAUCUUCCAAGAUAUUGGAUGUCCUUGUAUUAGUAGCAUAUCUUUUUGUCUUCCAGAUAUUCUUGCGAGAGGCGAAAAGCGAUCCUUUUGCUUGGUAUUUCUUCAUCCUUCUUACAACAAAAUGCUUUCUAAGUGGCCCCUCAUAGCAGUAUGUAGUCGUAUCUUUAUUCAAGAUUAUUGUUUUGAAGCUGCGAACGAACUCUACACCUUAGAAUAUUCAACUUUACCAGACCUCGAACAGUGCAGAGAAGAGGCACAUAAAACUUCGCUACGCCCCUUCGAGGCACUUAUAAAACGAAAGGAUGAAGACCUUUGGAGCACAUUCACUCGGAUUCAUUGCUUUUUCGAGAUUGUCUUGCCACUUCUCUUUUCAAAUAACUCCAUGUUCAACUCUUUGAGCUCCCAAUUGAGUGAAGAUAUAAACAAAAUCUUGAAAGAUAAGAUUACAUCGAUGAUUGAGGAAGUGAUUCCACAGGCUGAAUUAAGAUAUUCUGUAGUUAAUUUGCAAACUGAAAAAGAUAAAUGUGAAAUUGAGGCUUCAACUCACUCACAUCUAUCGAAUCAGAUCAUAGUAAAGCCACUCCCAGUGUGGCUUCUUGAGUUUUCAGAAGGAUUCUCAUCAGUUCAAGAACCCCAGUUACAGCUACACGACCUACUCAAUGCCUUGUUUUCAGGUGAACAGAUAAUAGUAUUUGGUGACAAUGAAUCUAGUUGUGCCAGCCUUGCUCUUUCUAUGUCGUACAUGCUCCCACAUGAACUUAUGCGAACGAAACUUUAUUCCAACUCGUACGUAAUGCCAUAUGAGAGUCAAAUUGUUAGCUUUAGCAAUCAGUUUCUUUCGGAGUGGGAGGUUGUGCCAUUCCGCGACAGUGCUCAAACCACGGACCGCAAACGGCUGUUUGCCCUUUCAGAGAUUGAGGCGGAUGGUGUAGUUGGUGUCUGCGUUUGCAAGGGGCGCAUCGAUCAGGUAUUCUAUUGCGAUGACCUUGCUCACGCAGUAGCCACCCCGUCACCAAGUUCGUCCGCUUGUUAUAAUAAUGAGGUGCCUCAUCCCCGAAUAACAACUCUUACGUGUCGCAUUAUGGGACUUCUCCAGACGUACAGAACGGAUAUUUCGAAGUAUCUCUCUAGUAAUGAUAGUAAAAAGAUUGAAGUGGAGAUCACAUCGAUCAAGUUACUGACUACUCAGAUAAUGCAACUGGUUAGUGAAUACGCUCUUCGCGGAAGUGUGUAUUUGAAGCUGUUUCGUCAGCAAGAAAUUAUGGUGAACGAAGCUUUGCUGAAAAGAAGAGCUUCAUCGCGAGAUACUUCGCUUUUGUCAAAAAUUUACAAGUCUUUUAAAAGUGUUUUAGUUUCUAAUACACCUCUUCGAUCUGGGCUAAGUUUGACAACGGAUGAUAUUUCUCAUUUCCCGGUUUCUGUCCUUCAAAAAAAUUCAUCACUUCUUAUUGGAUCGGACAAGCGGUACAGUAAUAAGCAAUUUUUAUUCCUGAGCUCUUCGCCAGAGGAUCACCGUGUUCUGAUAUUUUUGGGAAGUCGAGCGACUGCUUGA
This is a messenger RNA of Phytomonas sp. Hart1, 1812 nucleotides long. Lineage: Eukaryota; Euglenozoa; Kinetoplastea; Trypanosomatida; Trypanosomatidae. The record is from the annotation of a GenBank genome assembly.